AUGGCUAAGCAGGACAUAAGCGCCUCACAAAGCCCGGGGCGGAAUCACAACAAAUGUGGGAAGAAAUGUGGAGAUUGGCAUGAGUUUCCAAAUAGAGAUCCGAAUACAGGUGAUCAAUACAAGAUGAAGCAAGUACAAGUAAAAAGGAGAGCGGCUCCAAAAAUUACGGCAGGAGUUGUAAAUUCCGUUCACCCUCAGAAAGUAUAUCACGGUUACAAUAAAAUUAUAAUUGAUGGCCUUCCUGAACCAGUUUCAAUGCUUCCUCGUUGUCUAAGCCGGGUUAAAAAAUAG
Molecule: messenger RNA, 291 nt
Organism: Dentiscutata erythropus
Lineage: Eukaryota; Fungi; Glomeromycota; Glomeromycetes; Diversisporales; Gigasporaceae
Source: the annotation of a GenBank genome assembly